GGCGACGUGCGCGUCCGCCAGAAAUGACGGCGGGCUAUCUACAAACCAUCCAAGAUACCCGGAAAUACACAUACCCAACGCAACUCACCCGCCAUGGCUCCCAGAAAGCCGGCACGCACGCCCUUGGCGGCAACGCCGACUACAUUCGACAUAGGACCCCAUGAUGUUCUACCGAACGAAUUCCUAGAGUUUUUCGAAUCCUUGUCCUCUCGAAUUUCUUCCGAGGACACGAAAGAUAGUUCCAGUAACCUUGAGCCACCUCCAUCGAAGCGUCGCAAAGUAGAUCGUGAACCAAACGACGGCGUCUGUAUCGCAAAAGCCAAAAUAUCGUUCUCGCGCCGAUGUGAAGAUACCCGUAGCCUAGACUCCAGCAGUGACCAUCACGGUAUCGAGCCCUGGCUCAUUUUCAUUCUCAAGAAUGGUGGUUUAUCGAUUACUACUCGAUCGGCCGGUCGUCUCGGAUACUUUAAAGCCCAUAUAAUGCUACAACGAGAAGAAAUAGAUGAAAAUGUGGAGAAUAUACUCGAUAUUAGAAACUCCAAUUUGAAGAAAGCCACCGCUGGUGCCAUUUGGACGGCCGCUAACAUUUCGAUCAAGCAACAUCAGGGAUUGGCUUCUUUGACAAUCUAUUUUCAUCUUAUGUGGAAUGAAACCCCAAAUCCGUAUGCGUACUUGAGGCGAAACAACGAGCGACAAUACAGCGAGAAGCUGGUUCGCACUUUCUUCCCACCUCAAGAGAGCGCUCUUAGCGAUAUCUCGUGGUCACCAAUGGAUUUCUACAAUGCAGCGCACGUCCCGUCAAAAGAUGAUACUGAUUCACUCUCCAUUGAUGUUCCCGGCCUAAAUGCCACUCUUUAUCCUUACCAAAGGCGAACGCUACAAUGGCUAUUGCGUCGGGAAGGUGUGAAAUGGACUGCCCAACACGAAACUGUCCAGCCUUUGUUAGAAGAAGAGCGAAAGCAAGAUCUAGAGCUUUUUCGAGCUGUGCAUGACGCCAACGGCGGCAAGGUAUACCUGAGUGAUGUGUUUCAAACUAUUACCCGAGAUCCUACACCGUACCAUGAAGCCGGCAAACUUGUCAAAGGUGGCAUUUUAGCGGAGGAAAUGGGGUUAGGAAAGACUCUGGAAAUGAUUAGUCUUAUUCUUCUGCAUCGGCGCCAGGCAGAAUCCUCCCCGGAGCCUCUACCAGGCCAAGAGCACCUUGUUCCUAGCGGCGCAACUUUUAUUGUAACUCCAAAAUCAUUGCAGCUGCAGUGGAUAUCCGAAUUAUCCCGCCAUUCCCCUGGACUACGCGUGAAACAUUACACAGGAUGUCGAGGCGUCGAUAAGGAUGGUGAAGCUCAGCUUGUAGCCGAACUGGCUGGAUACGAUGUGGUGGUGACAACAUACAGCGUACUAUCCGCCGAGCUUCACUUUGCAAUCAGUCCCCCUGAACGGUCGCGGAGGCACGAGCGAGCAUAUAGCCGGAUCCUUUCUCCGCUCGUCCAAAUCAUGUGGUGGAGAGUGUGUCUUGACGAAGCGCAGAUGAUUGAAAGUGGUGUCAGCCAGGCGGCUGCGCUGGCCAGAGUAAUCCCCCGAGUCAAUGCCUGGGGCGUCUCUAGAACUCCAGUCAAAGACGAUGUCAAAGACCUGCUUGGAUUACUCUCUUUCUUGAGAUAUGAACCCUACUACUCCACACCACAGAUCUGGCAGGCACUUACUACCCACUAUAAACCAUUAUUUCAACAGCUCUUCAAGUCAAUAUCCAUUCGACAUACGAAAGCGGCUGUAAGGGAUGAGAUAGCUCUGCCUCCACAGAGAAGAUUUGUCAUCAGCAUGCCUUUUACCGCAGUAGAGGAGCAGCAUUACCAGUCAUUAUACAAAGAAAUGGCAGAAGCUUGCAAACUUAACACAGAUGGUGAUCCUCUUGUUGAGAAGUGGAACCAAGAAGAAUACGAAGAUGUUAUGAGACUAUGGCUUAAUAGACUUCGACAAACUGCUCUUCAUCCCGAGGUUGGUGUCUAUGGACGCCGGAUAUUGGGAGGCAAAGAGCGUCCCAUGAGAACAGUGGAAGAAGUAUUAACUGCUAUGUUGGAGCAAGGAGAGAUUGCCAUCAGACUUGAUGAGCGAGCGUAUCUUUCGAGCAAGUUGGUACUGGGUCAGCUAUUUGAAAACAGCCCCCGAGUAAGGGAAGCUCGGGCGAUCUGGGAAGAAGUGCAAACCGAGUCUGCCAAAUUGGUGACUGAUGCCCAAGUCGCACUUCGAGAUGCGCUUCGGGAGAAAGGAGGCGCCAAAGAUUUGGGCGCAACUUUGGAGAGGAUGCAUGAUUUAACCGAUUCGGAGAUUGAAUUGGAGGAUGACGCAGAGGAAGACUUUGGAAACAAAGGAAAACUUGGUGAGCUGCAGAACAGGCUGAGAACCAGCCUAGAGCUGCAUCACAAGGCCAUUUUCUUCUGUGCCAAUGCAUAUUUUCAAAUUAGAGACAAUCCGGAGCUGACGCCACCGGACUCGGAGGAAUUCCAACAUCUCAAAAAGCUUGAAGACGAUGGUUAUGAGAGUGCCAAGUUGGUUCGAAGGAAGAUACUUGGGCAAGGUCAGCGCAAAGCCAUGCGGCUCAUGAACAAAAUCGCGUCAACGGCCAAAGAGCAGUCUUUUGUUGAGAUACCGGAGCUUGUUGUGACUAGCGAGCGCGGAAUAGAGAGUGGGGGUAUUGUUGACAACCUCGAGGUUCUCUAUGAGGAUCUCAACGAACAGGCAAAUUUGAUUGACGAAUGGAGAGAGCAAAUUAUCCAGCUCCUUUUACGGCCGCUUGUUGAUGAAGAAGACACUACAGAGACCACUGGAGAAGAGCUUAUAGAUGCUACGAAAAUUCAAGACGAUCUGAUGGUUUAUGUCCAAGUUCUUCGGGCUGUUGUCGCUGAUCGCCAAUUUGUCGUUUCGGGUCAAGCAAACGGACUGUUGAGGCAUGAGAUAGAUACAGCGGUCAAGAUGGCGAAAGAAGGCGAAGGGCCUGCUCCAGAGAAGCUUCUCGAUCUAGCACAAAGAAGGACUGAGGCGAAGCCUAGAAGGGCCAAUAUGUCUAUGCGCGCUGCCAUCAGCGACCUCCGUAGCUUGCUAUCUCGACUCACUCGAGAUCCGGAUCCUAGCAAGAGAGAACUUUUAGAGUCUACGAUUGCGUCUAACCUGAUGAAGACAACUCAGAAAUUGCUUGGCGAGCAAAACAAGGCAGUGGUAGCUUUGGAAGCAGAGGUGGAAAUCUUCAAAAGGACUAUGAAUGCUCGAUUGGAUUACUAUCGACAGUUACAGGCCGUCUCGGAUGACGUAGUGCCCCUCGAAACACCCAAGACCGAAGAGGCUAUUGAAAAGGCAAGAAAAACCAUUGAUGACCUUCAUAGAAAGCUGUUGGCCAAUGAAGCCAAGCACCGAUACUUGUUGAGCUUGAAGGAGACCGGAUCCAAGUCCAACGAACCUCGAAUGUGCGUCAUUUGCCAAAUGCCAUUCGCGACCGGCGUAUUGACGGUGUGCGGCCAUCAAUUCUGCAAGGAGUGCAUUAUGAUGUGGUUUAAGGCCCACCGCAACUGCCCUGUUUGUAAGAGGGCGCUCAAGGCGGACAAUCUACACGACAUCAUUAUCAAGCCUCAACAACUCCAGGUCCGUGGAGAGGAGUCGGGUGUGCCGAAAGCGAGCGCCAACGAUGAUAGCCUACAGCGCCGCCGAGACUCUUCAAAGCAAACUGUGCUCUAUUCAGAGUUUGACAAUAGAGAACUUGAGCGGAUGAAGAAUAUUGAGCUGGAUGGCCCUUCAUUUACAACCAAGGUUGAUACCCUGGUUCGGCAUCUUAUGUGGCUACGCGAGUCUGAUCCAGGCGCAAAAUCCAUUGUAUUUUCACAAUACAAAGACUUUUUGAACAUUCUACGCAACGCCUUUAAUCGCUUCCGCAUUGGAUACGCAUCAAUCGAUGACCCUGACGGAAUUAAGAGGUUUAAAGAAGACCCAGCCGUAGAAUGCUUUCUUCUCCACGCAAGAGCUCACUCCAGCGGUCUGAAUCUCGUCAACGCAAGCCACGUCUUUCUAUGCGAGCCCCUUCUCAACACUGCUCUCGAACUACAGGCAAUUGCCCGAGUGGAUCGAAUUGGCCAGCAGCAUGAGACAACGGUAUGGCUCUACAUUGUAUCCGGAACGGUAGAGGAGUCGAUUUAUAACCUCUCGGUACGACGGCGCAUGGAGCACAUGGGCAGGAAUCUCAAGGGCAAGUCCAAAUCUAAAGAAUCCACUCCAGAACUGCUAGACGCGAAUAUUGAGGAGGCCAAUACGCUGGAGCUGGAGCAGGCUGCGUUGUCGAAGCUUAUGAGCAAGGAUAGAUCUGCUGGAGAGAUGGUGGACCGAAGCGAUCUGUGGGAGUGUCUGUUUGGACAUGCGAGUGGUAAAGAUGGAAAAGGAAAAUGAGGCCGAUCUCAGCAGAGCCACCAUGAGCUCACGCACACGAAUAAUGAAUGGUUAUGAUAAGACACGCGAAUAUACAUUAAAAAUUGAUGCAUGUAGGU
Messenger RNA from Trichoderma asperellum CBS 433.97, 4523 nucleotides. RefSeq lists its product as uncharacterized. Gene Ontology annotation, molecular function: ATP-dependent chromatin remodeler activity; ubiquitin protein ligase activity; ATP binding. Gene Ontology annotation, biological process: protein polyubiquitination; DNA damage response. Gene Ontology annotation, cellular component: nucleus. Lineage: Eukaryota; Fungi; Ascomycota; Sordariomycetes; Hypocreales; Hypocreaceae. The record is from RefSeq and is a predicted model, not a curated record.